AUGGACACGAGUGGCGCCAACUCCAGGGUUGUCAGGGAUUUGGAUAAAGUAGAGAUGCCCAUGAUAAAAGAUGCUCUGGAUGCCAUCACGAGCUCAAUUGAGAAGCCAAAUACAGAAGCCUGGACCGAUACUAUUGACUGCGCAAAAGAACUCCUACUGAAAUCCGCAGAGCCAGACCCAGAUGAAGAGCUACUUCAGGACACCUUCGGACAUAUCUUCCUUCUCACCCCAGAUACUGAUAGGCUUCCUUCCAAGUCACUGGCGCACGAGAAGCUGACGUUCCACAUCAUCAGUCCUGCAGGCGCCCCGAAGAAUGAUCAGUCCUCCAUUCACUGCAAUGGAUGGAAAAUGCGCUCGUUAUCUGGGAACGACACACAAGUCGUGAGCGCAAAGAAGGAUCUUGACCCAACCAGUGUGUCGAACCGACUUCGAGUUCUAAUCCCUCAAGCUCGCAGUGGAAAGUUCUUGGGAAAUCUGACCGAGCUUGUCCUGGAGGUUUCCGCGGGCCCAGAUUGUGUCAUUGAGGGCGUCAUAGGCAAAGUCAAGUUCACCAAGCUACACCCUGGUGAAGUCUUUACGGUACUGUUCAAGCUCAGAGUUCCUGCUGCAAGGGUACAGGAGUACGCUGUAUCUCGUACUCCAACACGGUCAUCAGAGGCGUUACCGAAUACUCAAGAUAUCCUGAGUCAGCUGGACAGGAUGCUGGGGACUACAGACGCAAAGAUACUCUGUGCGACACUCACGUACAAAAACUCGUUGCUUCCAGCAGGCACUACGUGCUCCGUCACGACCGUGUGCCACACGAAGAAGGGCCUUCCAGAUCUUGAUCAAAAGCCAAGCCCUUCGAAAUUCAGGUUGCUUCAGGCCAGAGAUUGUACCGUCUUGGUGCAUAAGCGCCUCGCAUACCAUCUGGCCACUCAUGGAUCACCCAGAAACGCUUUCAAAACUCUACACAGCGAGUUCGGUGAUAGAUUUCAGCUCUCGCUCUGCCCAGACUACAUCAAUCUUCUCGCCAAAGAGCUCAAAUACCAGGCCAGGAUCGUGGAGCGCCUGGAGAUCGGGGUGUCGCCUAAGAAGUCUUCCGCCGUCCACGCUGCCAGCAGCCCUUCUGAAAACCGCGGCCAAAGCUCCUUUGGUGCUGAACUACACAAGCCCCAGCAUUGUGCCACCAGUGACAUUCCAACCGAGGAGCUUUUCAAAGUGGAGCCAGCUCUAGCCGUCCUGUCCCUCAAAGAGUCAAGAGAGCAUCUGCGCACAGACGAGGCGCGGAGAAUAUGGGGCGACCUGAGGAAGAUGAAGAGACCGCCUGACCAGACUGUGAGGGGUCGAUCGGUAAGCUCGCAGUUAGAUGAGGCCAGGAAAAAGGGUAUCAAGGAACUCGCUGUCAAGAACAAGAGGAGUCUGGGAUCUGAUACUCUCAGGAGUAUCUUCUCGGCUGGGGAGAGCAUGGGAAAGGGGCUUGGUUCACCUUGGAUGUGA
Messenger RNA from Letharia lupina, 1479 nucleotides. RefSeq lists its product as uncharacterized. The record is from RefSeq and is a predicted model, not a curated record. The transcript has a single exon. The coding region runs from base 1 to 1479 and encodes 492 amino acids. Lineage: Eukaryota; Fungi; Ascomycota; Lecanoromycetes; Lecanorales; Parmeliaceae.